Molecule: messenger RNA, 2790 nt
Organism: Scleropages formosus (Asian bonytongue)
Lineage: Eukaryota; Metazoa; Chordata; Actinopteri; Osteoglossiformes; Osteoglossidae
Product: KIAA2012 ortholog
Exons: 12
Coding region: 1-2544 (847 amino acids)
Source: RefSeq, a predicted model, not a curated record
AUGAAUUUAAAUGCAGCAUCGAGCGUCCCGGCCUCCGAAGUGGCCCUGGAUGCCCCCUGGAGCGUUGUGCUCCAGUCAAACUCAGGUAUGGAGGGCUCAACGGAGUCAACGGUUCCCAGGUUGAACCCUGCUCACAUGGGCCAGCAGACCAACAACAGGAGCAGGAACCUCGGUGGUCAGCUGGGGACAGAGGAGAGUCAGGGGGCUCAGCUGUCCUACAGAAAGCCCACAGAGAGGACGAAGACCAUCCCCACCACCACAAACCUCCUAGCUGCAACUUCAAGCACUAUGACUGCUCUAGUAGGGCCCUCCAUCAAGGUGGACCCAGGGAAGCAUGAGCCUCAGCCUCCACCGCUGAACAGAGAGGUGCAGAAGCCAAUGAAAAGAGACACUAGGAGCCCCCAGCCUGGUCUGGGCAACAGCUCCUGGGUGGCAUCUACCAAGCAGGAGAUGCAUCACAACAGCACUCCUGCACCAGUGCAGCCCUCCUCCGACAAGCACUCUGCAGGGCACCUUCAGACCAAUGAGAUAAACCGCAGAACCACCACUGAGCUCCUCUCUGCCUGGCAGGGCGGGGCGUCUCAUCAGCGGACAACAUCGCUGGACGCAUCAGACACCGAAGCUCUGGACACUUACGGGGAAAAUGUGGAAGCUGAUGAAACACAGAGGAGAGGACGGAAGCAGGACAAGGGAAACAAAGGAGGGGGGAGCAAGAAACGUUCUGUAAAAAGACUCAGGAGUGGUUCUGUGGAAAGGCAUAAGCGAGAUUCCUUAAUGAGACACAGGAGCGGUUCUGGAGAGAAACACAGGAGCAGUUCUGUAGAAAGGCUCAGAAGCGGUGCUGUAGAGAGAGGUGAAAGAGGUUCCGAACUGCGACGAUGGGCCAGUUUUGUAGAGAAACGUAGGAGGAGUUCUGUAGAGAAGCUCAGGAGUGGUUCUGUACAGAGAAACAGCAGUUCUGUGGAGAGACCUAAAAGAGGUUCUGUAGAGGGACGCAAAAGAGGUUUUGUCAAGGAACGUAGGAGAGGUUCCAUACUGAGGCACAGGAGCAGUUCUGUAGAGAAGCACAGGACCGGUUCUGAGAAACAGAGGAGUCAUUCGGUACAGAGACAGGGUGGUGGUUCUGUAGAGAGACAUAAGAGAGGUUCUGCUGAGAGACACAGGAGUGGGUCUGUAGAGAAAUGGAAGCAGGAGGUCAAGAAGGAGAAGCCCCACAAAGAUCACAAAGAUCCAGCUUCCCAGGGGCCCGAUGGGACCAAAAAGCUGAAAAGAAGGAAAGCAAAAGGGGAAAAGGUCCAGAAAAGUGGCACAACGGUGAGCAAGAGAAAGAAGAAGAAGGUCAAAGGUCAGGCAGAGUUUGUCGUCGGAAAACCGCGCGAGACGACGACGGACAGGACGCCAGAGAGCAGGAAGGAUGAUACCAGGAAGAUGAAAGUGUCCAACACCUCUGAGGGAACAGCAGAAGACAAGCAGCUGGAUUCAGAGGACAGAGGUGACAGCAGACUGACAGGAGACGACAUGGACCACGAGGACUCUGCGAGAGACGAAGAGGAGGAUUGGGAGCUCAGCUACAUGUCACACAGCUCAGUGGGCGGAGCUUCCUCAAGCGGGCAGGGCACAGACAGACCAGUCCAACGAGAGGACGCAAUCCCACAUCAGGAACAGGUUCCGCCCCAUGGACAAGUCCGCUUACCUGUUCUUGCCACGGCAACCAAAGCCCAAAGGCCAGAUGUCAAUCCUGAAGCUAGCAGUAACAUGGACAGCCAGAACAAAAAGGUCCUGCUGUGCAGGGAACAGCAGGCGGCGGAGCUUGCCGAGCGGGCCGAACGCCGCAGGCGGGAGGUGGAAAGGAAGAGACAGGAACGGGAGGAGGAGAGGAGGAGGCAGCAGGAGCGGGAGGAGACAGAGGAGCGCAUGAGGCUGGAGCUUCAGAUGGAGCAGCAACGGCGUGCUGAGGAGCUCAGGCUGAAAAAGCUGAAGGAGCAGGAGGAGCGACGGAGACAGGCAGAGCAAGAGCUGGAGAGGAUGAAGAGGGAGCAGGCAGAGAAAGAAGCAGAAAGGAGGAGGCAGGAAGAGAAGCGGCGGCAGAUGCAGCACCUUAUGAAGCUCAGGCAGGAGGAGCAGGAGCGCAGGGCAGCCGAGUUGGAGCGCCAGCAUCUGGAGGAAGAAGCCCGAGAAGCGGAGGAGAAGAAGCGGCUCCAGGAGAUGGAGGAAAGUGAGCUGAGCGAGUACCUGCGCAGACAACAGGAGGCAGAAGAAGAAAAGAGGAGAGUGGAGGCCGAGAAGAGGAGGAUUGAAGAAGAGGAGACACGCAGGGCUGUAGAGGCAGCCAGGCUGCAAGCAGAGAUAUUUGCCAGACAGCGUGUCAUCCUGGAGCAGAAGCUGCAGUUUCAGCGGGGUUUGCAAGCGGAGGCCGAGGCACUGGGGUUGACACAGGACAUCUCCCGUCCAUGGGUCUACUCCUACUUCAGCCUCCUAAACAUGCUCGGCCUGCCAGCGUCUCCUACGCAUCCGGAGGACCUGGCGAAGGACAGCAGGGAAUGAAAGGCCUCGUCAUCAUUUCAUCAGGUGUCCUACUCAAGAACAGUAAAGUUGUCAGCGUUUGUCCUGAACGAUGACCAGAGUUUAACAUGACUGAAGAAACCAACAAGAAAGUUCUGCACAUUAGCGUCACAUAGGUGCUUAUCCAGAUUUGGCAACUUUAAAUAUGCAAUCACAACCACAUAAGCUUAACAUCUUCUACAAAACAUAUUUCAAGAAUUACAUACUUAUAUACAGACACAGCACUGA